Molecule: messenger RNA, 684 nt
Organism: Lasiosphaeria miniovina
Lineage: Eukaryota; Fungi; Ascomycota; Sordariomycetes; Sordariales; Lasiosphaeriaceae
Exons: 2
Coding region: 1-684 (227 amino acids)
Biological process (GO): peptidyl-proline hydroxylation to 4-hydroxy-L-proline
Cellular component (GO): endoplasmic reticulum
Molecular function (GO): procollagen-proline 4-dioxygenase activity; iron ion binding; L-ascorbic acid binding
Source: RefSeq, a predicted model, not a curated record
AUGGUGUCCAAGUCGCCGCUCGUCAUCUACAUCAGCAACUUCCUCACGGCCGACGAGCGCGCCCACCUGCAGCGCGUCACCAAGGACUCGUUCUCGCGGUCGGGCGUGGCGGACCGCGGCGGCGUCGGCGGCAAGGCGGUGCACCAGGUACGGACGUCGCAGUCGACGAACGUGGGGCGCGACGGGGUGGUGCGGUGCAUCGAGGAGCGGGCGCUCGCGUUCCAGGGCUACUCGGUGCCACGGACGCACCUGGAGCCGGUGCAGCUGGUCAAGUACGGGCCGACGGAGCGGUACCACUUCCACACGGACUGGUUCACCGACGGCACGGCCACGCACGCGGCAGCAGCAGCGGGCGGCAACCGGGCCAGCUCCUUCUUCGCGUACGUGCACGUGGCCAACGACACGACGGGCGGCGGCACCAACUUCCCGCGGCUCGACGCGCCGGGCGACGCGCGCUGGUGCGACGCCGGGCUGGUCGACUGCGACGAGCCGUGGGAGAACGGCGUCACGUUCCGCCCCGUCGAGGGCAACGCCAUCUUCUGGGAGAACCUGUUGCCCGACGGCUCCGGCGACGAGCGCACCCUGCACGCCGGCCUGCCCGUGUCGGGCGGCGGCAAGAUCGGCAUGAACAUCUGGACCCGCCAGCUGCCCCUCGGCGACGACAUCCGCGGCCCCGACCUGUGA